UUGAGUGUUUGUUAUGAAAUGGCAGUACGGCUGCAUGUCUCUCACAACGUGCAGGCGCUAAAGUCGAUUAACCGAAGAAAGUACUCGUCUGCUGGUCAAUCAAUGUACAAUUAAAACUUUUUCAUCAUUCUAAUGUCAUGUUCAUUUAAAAUACCCCCUCCCCCAAAAAAGGAAAAAAAGGAAGUCCAACACUUUACUCAGAACAAUUUCAUAAUGAGCGAAGUAAAACCAAGCUGCAUCCAAGACCUAAAGAUGCCAGAAGACCCGCCUCCCGACCAGAACUUGGAGAAUUCUGCUCAACAGCAGGAUGACUCUACAGCUAAGUUCCAUGUGGACAAGACUCUCAUUCCGUCGGCUCACCUAGCAGAAAUGAAUGAAGAUAAAGAAUUGGAAGAGCUGGGCCUGACAGUCUUCAAUCAAGAAGAUUUUGAGGAAGGUGUUAUGGCACAAGUGGACAUGGCAUUAGCAAAAGAAGAAGAGGAACAAAGAAAAAGAAAGCUUCAGAAGGAAGAAACAGACAUUAAAUAUGAUAUAGCAAAAGCUAAGAAAGAGAUAGAGACUUUGGAUAAAGUGUUGUCAACUCUUGGAAAUGCUGCAGGAAACAGCCAUGUUAGAAACAGAUUGGUCACUGUACAGAGCCAACGAGAAAAUAAGUUAAGUCAGUUGAAAACUUUGUACACAAGACAGAGAGCUUUGCAGAUAAAGAUAAAUGGAUCCUCAGAGAUUCCACAUGAGGAUCUCCUCUCACAAGAUGGUGCAGAAUUAAACAAACUGCUUGGCCUGAAAUCAACUGGCGAGACAGAGAAAGAGAAAAUGAUCCGAUUAGGUCAAAUGACUCCAUUUGGCACUGUCAUCACAUCCUCAGCAGACAAAGACUCAAAAUCUGAUGGUAUGCUGAAGACUAUGGGGAGUGAAGACACAGCUAAUCCUUCAGGAGGUAAAACAAGAAAAGCCCAUGUCAGAGACUCUGAAGCAUCUUCAUCACAAAACAGGGACAAAUCUGAAAACUUUUUUGACUCAAGAGACCAAAGGACAUAUCGUAAUGAUACUGAAGGGUCAUUUUACAAACACAACUAUCGGAGUAAGAGAAGGUACUCAAGAAUUGGCACAAACUUCCGAGAGGAUUCGGCCCUGAGUGAUGAGGACAACUGUUACCUUGAUGAUCCAGAGGGGGCUCUGUCGGAUGGUGAGGAAUAUCGGCCAGAGGAGGGUGAUUUGAUGGGGACCAGUUCUGAGGACUCCGGCUUAGAGGAUGCAGCACCUGAUACUUCCGAUAGUGGUAUAAAGAAAAGAAGGAAGAAAACACCAAUUAAACCCAAAAAACCACCUAAAUAUUUGGUGUCCAGUGGAGAUGAGGGUGAGGAUUUUGCCAUAGCAAGCAAAAGGAAGAUAAAUCGGGACAUUAUGGAGAGGAGGGGGAAGGAUGAUGGUGAUGAAAGCUUCUACCACAUGCGAUUAGAGGCGUUUAAUGAAGAGGAAAAGAAGAGGAUGAAGAAGGUGGCUUCAGGUGAAAUUGAUGAGGAGAGUGAUGAAGAGCUGGAAGGAGGCCUGAAAGUUCCCAGUAGAAUAUGGUCCAAGUUGUUUAAUUACCAGAGAGUUGGUGUGAGCUGGCUCUGGGAGCUGCACUGCCAGUCAGCAGGGGGGAUAAUCGGGGAUGAGAUGGGUCUUGGCAAAACCAUCCAAAUGAUUGCAUUCUUAGCAGCUCUCAGACAGAGCAAACUCGCAUCCAAGCACUUCAAAUAUCGUGGUCUAGGACCUGUCAUCAUUGUGACCCCGACCACUGUGAUGUCUCAGUGGGUUAAAGAGUUCCACAAGUGGUGGCCAUUGUUCAGAGUAGCUAUUCUGCACUCCUCUGGGUCAUUCACGGGUGCUGAGGAGGACCUGAUUUGGAGCAUCGUAAAGGACAGGGGGGUUCUCAUCACUUCCUUCACCACACUGGUCGUCCACCAGGAUAAGGUCCUCCCCUACGACUGGCAUUAUGUGGUGCUGGACGAGGGCCACAAGAUCAGGAACCCCGACGCCCAGGUCACACAGGCGUGCAAACAGUUCCGGACACCACAUCGCAUCAUUUUGUCUGGUUCCCCUAUCCAGAACAACCUGAAGGAGUUAUGGUCCUUGUUCGACUUUGUGUUUCCAGGGAAACUUGGCACUCUACCAGAUUUCCUGCAGCAUUUCUCUAUUCCUAUCGUACAAGGAGGUUACGCCAAUGCAACAGAAAUCCAGGUGCAGACAGCUUACAAAUGUGCGUGUGUGUUGAGAGAUACCAUCAACCCAUAUUUGCUGAGAAGGAUGAAAGCAGAUGUCAAAAUUGAUCUGCCAUCAAAAAAUGAACAGGUUUUGUUCUGUCGACUGACGGAUGAGCAGAGGGAUGUGUAUCUAGAGUACCUCCAGUCCCGGGAGUGUCAGGCCAUCCUGUCUGGAAAGUACCAGAUUUUUGCUGGACUGAUAACCUUGAGGAAGAUCUGUAAUCAUCCAGACAUUUGCACGGGAGGACCCAAACUGUUAAUAGGGGAGGAUACUCAAGGGGACCCUACCCUAGAGUACGGCUACUGGAAGCGGUCAGGCAAGAUGAUUGUCGUGGAGGCGCUGCUGAAACUAUGGAAACAACAGGGGCAUCGGGUCCUUCUCUUCAGCCAGAGCAGAGCUAUGUUGGACAUCUUUGAGUCCUUUGUACAGAAUCAGAAAUAUUGUUAUCUACGAAUGGACGGUGGCACCCCGAUCUCGUCCCGACAGGCCCUGAUCACCACUUAUAAUGAGGACCCAUCAAUCUACCUAUUCCUGCUGACCACUCGUGUGGGUGGGUUGGGAGUGAAUCUGACCGGAGCCAAUCGGGUGAUCAUCUUUGACCCUGACUGGAAUCCGAGCACAGACACACAGGCACGGGAGAGGACGUGGAGGAUUGGGCAGACCAAGCAGGUGACCAUCUACAGACUGCUGACCUCGGGCACCAUCGAGGAGAAGAUCUACCACAGGCAAAUCUUCAAACAGUUCCUGACCAACAGAGUUUUAAAGGAUCCCAAACAGAGAAGGUUCUUUAAAUCAAAUGACCUGUAUGAAUUGUUUGAACUUGGAAGUAAAGGCAACAAAGAAGGGACAGAAACAGGGGCCAUCUUUGCUGGGACAGGGUCAGAGGUUAAAAGGUCAGAUGUAAAGAAGAGAGCCAAUCGUUUUGAUCUCCUUAGAGAAGAGAAAGCAAAACAAUUGAAGGAGAAAGAAGAGGAGGAAGAGGAUCAGUACUUUGAGGAGACAGAGAUCCAGAGAAUGAGAGAGCUUGCCAAGAAGCUCAGUGCCAAAUUAAUGAAGACAAAACCAGAGGAGGAAGUAGCUAAUGUCAAAGAUGAAAAAAGUGACAGUGCAGGAGUGGAGUCUGCAGACUUUGUCCAGCCAGAACUACGGGAUUCCAAAGACACGGUGAAAAAUGGUGCAUUCAAGAAUGAGGACUAUAAAAUCCCAUCCACAAGCAAUUCAAGUGAUCUCUCCUACAGAAAAGAUAGGACUACUUGUGAUGAAGUUAAGGAAAAAUCAAAAUCAAAUCAUCAUCAUCAUCAUAAAAAAUCUACCUCUGACAAACAUGAAUCUAGUCAUCACAAACAUUCCCACCAUAAAAGUCACAAACACCACAAAAAACACAAGCACAAAAGGAAGGAGCGAGACACGGAAUUUGAGGGAGAGAAGAUACCUCAUUUGGUGAAAAAAGAUGUGUACAAACAAAGCAAAGAGAAAGAAGAAGAGGACAAAAAAGUAAUGGAUGACUAUGUCCUACAUAAACUCUUCAAAAAAGGGAUAGACACAGCCAUGCAGCAUGAUGUGAUUAUGGAUCCAUCUAAACACGACUACAUGAUAGUUGAGAACGAGGCUGCUAGGGUUGCUAGGGAGGCUGCAAAGGCACUAAAAAGGUCAAGGUCAUUUUGUAACAAUGCAAUCACAGGGCUCCCUACAUGGACUGGACAGUCAGGGAUUAAAAAGCCAAGAUUUGGGCAGAAGAAGAAUAGCAUCUUAGUUGACUCCACAAAGAAGACAGAGUCUGCGCCUACUGCCACAGUGUCCUCGAUGAAGAAAAGCAUGUCUGAGUCGUCAAAUCAGCACUUUGAUGGAACUCUGGCUGGUAACGUGGUGAAGGAUCUGAAAACAGGACAGACCUCAACAAGUACCAUGACCUCUGACCUCCUCCUCAACCAAAUGAAGAAGAGGAAUGAACUCGUGGCGACACCUGGCGAAGAAGGGGAGGAGGAGGACAUGGGAGAUAACUCCUCUACAGUGAUAGACUCAGACUCGUACAAACUCAUCUCAGAAAUAAAGAACUUUAUUCUCUUUGGUUGUAGCAUGAUGGGGAAAGCUACCACUCAGGAAAUCCUGGACGAGUUCGGCUCAAAAUUACCUCCAUCUAAUUCUGCCUUGUUUAAAGCCAUGUUGAACAAAAUAUGUGUGUUUGAACGAAACAAUGGCAUAGGAUUUUGGAAACUCAAGAAUGAAUUCCGAUAAUUUUAAGAGGUGAAAAUUCCAUUUUUUUGUGUUCAGAAGUAUUUUACAACAGUUUGCUGUGAUUAUUUUUCAGGGAUGUUUACAAAAAAAUUCAAUCUUGAAGAACAGAAAGUGGUUUUAAAACAUUUUGUAAAUGGUUAAGUCAGAGUUCUCCCAAGAUGAUUUGAUUAUGUCUUCCAUUAUCUACUGGGUAUGCUUUUCCUGUACAUUGUACUACAUGUACUGUGUAUUAGGUGUAAUCCAAUGUCGAAAUGGGUACAAUUAUACUUUUUUUAUACAUCAUUUUUUGAAGAACACUUUGAAUAAAAUAAAUUGAAAUCGUAUUUUUGUUCAUUAUUUGAUGCAUACAAAAUUUGUAUUACAAAUACAGCUUAUAUAUCAAAGAAGAGUAUUAGAAUGCAGGUAUGUCAAAUUUUAACCUAAUGAAGUGGUCUUGGUCAAAAUUUAGAAAUGUUUCAAUAAUAUAAAGAUGUAAUACUAGUAAUGUUAUAAUACAGUUAUUAAAACAUGUAAUUGUUGAAGUAAUAUUAAGUUGUAACACAAGAAAAGUUUAAUGCAAAACAUAGAAGUGUUGUAAAACAUGUACAUGUAAGUUGUAUAAUGUUGAAAUACAAGUUAUAAUGCAGGUAAGUGUUGUAAAACAUACAAGAGUUGUAAUGCAUGUAAAGUUGUAAUGCAUGUAAAGUUGUAAUCCAUGUUAUGUUGUAAAGCAUGUAAUGUUGUAAAGCAUGUACCUGUAAGUGCUGUAACAAAAACAAUUGUUGUAAUACAUGUUCAGUUGUAAAGCAUAUAUUUUAAUAUUACUACAUUAAGAGUUUUAAUGCAUGCAAGAGUUGUAAUGCAUGUAAAUGUUGUAAUACAUGUAAAGUUGUAAUCCAUGUAAUGUUGUUAAUGCAUUUAAAGUUGUAAAACAAGUAAGUUUUAAAUGCAUGUACAUGUGCUUUAUUACAUAUAAAGUUGUAAUGCAAGUAAAGUUAUACAUGUAAUAUAGGUAAGUGUUGUAAUACAAGAGUUGUAAUACAUGUAAUUAUUGUAAUACAUGUAACGUGUUAUAAUGUACCAAAGGCAGUAAGAGUCAACAAUCAACAAAUCAAAUAAAAUUUACAAUUCAA
Messenger RNA from Magallana angulata, 5594 nucleotides. Its product is annotated as DNA excision repair protein ERCC-6-like. The transcript is spliced from 22 exons. Gene Ontology annotation, biological process: transcription-coupled nucleotide-excision repair. The coding region runs from base 133 to 4482 and encodes 1449 amino acids. The record is from RefSeq and is a predicted model, not a curated record. Gene Ontology annotation, cellular component: nucleus. Lineage: Eukaryota; Metazoa; Mollusca; Bivalvia; Ostreida; Ostreidae. Gene Ontology annotation, molecular function: ATP binding; ATP-dependent chromatin remodeler activity.